Molecule: messenger RNA, 1419 nt
Organism: Xylaria bambusicola
Lineage: Eukaryota; Fungi; Ascomycota; Sordariomycetes; Xylariales; Xylariaceae
Product: Pex12 amino terminal region-domain-containing protein
Exons: 1
Coding region: 1-1419 (472 amino acids)
Biological process (GO): protein import into peroxisome matrix
Cellular component (GO): peroxisomal membrane
Molecular function (GO): zinc ion binding
Source: RefSeq, a predicted model, not a curated record
AUGAGCUCCUCCACCAGUUUUGCUCAGGCCCAGCAGCGCCUAGCUCUGCGCCGACAGGCCCGUGAACGAGAAGCUCAAGCUCACCUCAUCGCCCAUCGCGACGCCUCCCGCGCCUGGUCACAGGUUACUCGCCUGCCCUUCCCCCUGGAUCGCUUGGGAUCUACCUCAUUGUCUGCAUGGGAGCUUGUCUCGUCGCGUGAAGGUACCAAGCCUGCCUUCCGCGUUGGCCAGGUUGACGCCGAGCUACUAGAUGAAGACCUGGUCCAGCAACUACGCGAUCAGGUUGGCGAGGCCCUCAAGUACUUGGGAACCAAUCUCAAGGAUGAUUGGGCUGCCGAGAUUCUGCUAGCUCUUCGGGCUAUAUUGUUCAAGCUCACCGUUUGGGAUCAUGAUGCUACCUAUGGUGCUGCCCUGCAAAACCUUAAAUACACCGAUGCGCGCCGUGAUGGCCCUGUUUUGAUACCCCCAAGUAGGUGGCAAAAGAGUUUGUAUGGCUUGGUGACGGUGGCCGGGAAAUAUGGCUGGGCGAAGUGGGAGAAUUGGCUUCUAGAUCAAGACAAUGGCUAUGAUGAGCCAUCACCUUGGAUCAAACGGCUGUCUAGCAUUACAACACGAAUCACAACCGUGCAUUCCAUGGCUGCCUUCGUCUCCUUUCUAGUGUUCCUACUUCAUGGGAGAUACCGGACACUUCUCGACCGCGUUCUAAGGAUGCGCUUGGCCCCUCCAACUAGUCAAGUCAGCCGCGAAGUGUCUUUUGAAUAUUUAAAUCGACAGCUAGUGUGGCAUGCGUUCACGGAAUUCCUUCUGUUUGUAUUACCUCUAGUUGGUAUUAACCGGUGGCGGCGAUGGCUAAGUCGUACGUGGAGAAAAACAAAGGAACUCAUCCACACCGGACACAAUGAUGAUGAUGAUGCAAGAGACAAGAAUGGAGAGUUUGCUUUCUUGCCUGAGCGUACCUGCGCCAUAUGCUACCAAGAUCAGAAUAGUGCAGUUUCGGAAACAGAAGUCCUAGCAGCGGCUACAUCGAGCGGCGUGGUAGGAUCAGCACAGACCGAUAUCACGAAUCCAUACGAAACAAUUCCUUGCGGAUGUAUCUACUGCUUUGUCUGCAUCGCCACACACCUGGAACGCGAAGAAGGUGAAGGCUGGACUUGUCUACGCUGUGGCGAGCUGGUGAAGGAGUGCAGGCCCUGGAGUGGUGAUGUUCUUUUGGAAGAGCAACCUAAAACAGCUUCCCCCAACUCCAAGCAUGUCGGGUUUGUAGACGAUGGAAACGGUAGCACUCACUCGGCUAAAGACAGCGAAGUGGAAGCCCAGGAUGCAGAGCCUAGUGUCAACACAGAUGAGACCAUUGAGGAUACGGAUUCUGAAAUUUAUGAAGAGGAAGAGGCUGGAGUGGAAGACAACUUCGAUGAAUAA